Messenger RNA from Carassius gibelio (silver crucian carp), 1140 nucleotides. RefSeq lists its product as uncharacterized. The record is from RefSeq and is a predicted model, not a curated record. Lineage: Eukaryota; Metazoa; Chordata; Actinopteri; Cypriniformes; Cyprinidae. Bases 1 to 1140 code for a protein of 379 amino acids. The transcript is spliced from 7 exons.
AUGUGUAAGGAAGAUGUCCAGGAUGGAGGGCAGAGGGGCACCGAUGAUCUUUGCCUUUCUCUGUUCACUGUCCGCUGGAGGGUCUUGCAGUCAGCAGGACUGCAGUUCCCAUACCAGACAGUGAUGCAGCUGAGUGACAUGGUGAUGGUGGUCCAGGUGAGAUCCUCUGUGAUGUGCACCCCCAGGAAUUUAGUGCGGUUGACUCUCUCCAAAGUCGAGCUGUCGAUGUGUGCUUCAUCGCUGUUACUGAACAGAUCUACCACAGUUGUGUCUUCUGCAAUCUUGAUGAUGUGGUUGGACCUGAACUUGGCAGUGCAGUCAUGGGUCAGCAAGUGUGAAGGGCAGCAGGCUGAGCACACAGCCUUGUGGGGCACCUGUGCUCAGUGUGGAAGUGUGUUUGGAGCUACAGGGCUGAAAUCAGUGAUAGUGAUGGGGGGAGAUUCAGUCACUCUAAACUCUGGUCUUUCUGAAAUAAAUGGUGAUGAUGUGAUUCAGUGGAAGUUUUGGAUUGAAAAAACAUUAAUAGCUGAAAUCAAUGUAACGGCCGACAGAAUGACUGUAUUUGAUGAUGUUCUUGAUGGGAGAUUCAGAGACAGACUGAAGCUGGACAAUCAAACUGGAUCUCUGACCAUCACAAACAUCACAACUGAAGACACUGGAUUUUAUAAAAUGAAAUAUCAAUUUGUUCUUAUUUAUCUUUUUUCUCUCAUGUUUGCAGCUCGUCUAGCUGUUACUGUCAUCAGCAGAAACUCUUCACAGUGUUCUUCAUCAUCAUCAUCAUCCUCAGAGCAGAAUUGUUCAUUGGUGUGUUCAGUGGUGAAUGUGGGUCAUGUGACUCUCUCCUGGUACAAAGGAAACAGUUUAUUGUCCAGCAUCAGUGUGUCUGAUCUCAGCAUCAGUCUCUCUCUACCUCUGGAGGUGGAAUAUCAGGAUAAAAACAGCUACAGCUGUGUGCUCAACAAUCCCAUCAGCAACCAGACUCAACAUCUGGACAUCUCUCAGCUCUGUCACACAUGUUCAGACUCUGUCCACUGCUGUGGUUCUACUGAAGCUGUGAUCCGAUUGGUCCUCUCUGCUCUGGUGGGCGUGGCUACUGUCAUUCUUCUGGUUUAUGACAUCAGAUCCAUAAAAACUGAAUGA